UUCAUGAUAUCGUAGAGAUAAAGUCAUUUGGGAAGAGAGAAAAAAAAUAAUCUAAAGUUUUUCCAUCUUCCCGUAACCAUAAUUAUCAUCACAAAUCAUCAGAUGAAUCAACUUGACAAGAAUUAAAUUCUAAUCAAGUGAAUUAAAAAAAGUGAUUAACUGAUUGUUUACCAUCAAAAUACAAUAUCAAUGGUCAACAAAUUGACCAUAACCAAUUGAUUAAGGUUAACCUUUGCUAAGUGACACAACAAUCAACAAAUUAUGGAUUAAAUUGUUUACAUGAAAAAAUGAUCAACCAAAACUUAUGAUAAUGAUCAAUGUUAAUCAAGUUAAAUAGCAACAUGAGAUGCUUAAUUGUUUGGAUAUUAUUGAUUCUGUGUUUACCAAUUAAACUUUCAUCAUCGAUAGAUAAUCAAAGAUCACGAUCAUCAUCAUCAUCAUCAUCUCAACCAUUUAGUUAUCACAAUCAAUGGUCAUCAUCAUCAAUCAACAACAAUUUAAAACUUUUCAGAUCAAGUAAUACAUUAGAUCGACAUGGAUCGACCUUCGUCAGGUCACCUCCACCUUAUGUGGACUUUUUAAAUUCAACCGGAACUGUGAUUCCGUGCUCAGCAAGUGGCCUUCCUAUUCCAACGAUAACCUGGUACAAAGAUGAUGGUUCAUCCCUGAUCGAUAUUCCAAAUCUUCGACAGGUAUCACCUGAUGGUUCUCUUGUUUUUUUACCUUUCACCGCAUCAAAAUAUCGAGGUGAUGUCCACUCGACAACCUACAAAUGUACAGCAUCAAAUACUCUCGGAACGAUUGAAUCUAAUCCAGUUCGGGUUAAAGCAGUAAUCAAUCAGCAUUACGAAAUUCAAGUUUACGACGAUUUCGUUAUCAGGGGCAACACUGGCAUCUUACGUUGUAAUGUACCGACAUUCGUGAAAGAUUAUGUUACAGUUAUUUCAUGGUUACGAAGUGACGGAAAUAUUAUUUCAUCGGAUCUAUUCAAAGGAGGUCGAUAUUUUAUUUUCCCCUCCGGUGAAUUGUAUAUUCAAAAGGUUGACCCAUUGACCGAUAACAAUUAUCAAUAUCGAUGCCAAACCAAACAUCGGAUCAGCGGGGAGAUUAAGUUAAGCUCAAAUUCUGGAAGAUUGAUAAUCACAGAACCUCACAGUAACGUAGCACCAAAAAUCACCGAUCGCCGGAUACGUUUAGCUGCUCAAAUAGGAGACACAGUAACUUUACCUUGUUCUGGUCAAGGGUCACCUGUACCAAGUAUCACAUGGUUUAAACGUGGACCCACUGACCCAUAUCAUUUGGUACAACAACAUUCACCACAAUCGCCUUCACUUACUAAUGUAAAUACAAGAUUAUCAUCAUCAUUAGAAUCAGACAAUUCUGUAACUAACCGGGUAAUUGAGGUCAACGGUAUUCUAACCUUCAGACCAGUACGAUUAUCUGAUUCGGGUAAAUAUAUUUGUACAGUUAACAAUUCAAUCGGACGAGAUCAAAUCGAAACUGAAUUAGAUGUGACAGAACCAUUGAAGGUCAGUUUAUCUCCUAAAGUUGUUGUGGCCAUCGAAGGGCAGGAAAUGGUUUCUUUUAAUUGUAGUAUUUCUGGCUCACCAAUUCGUAAAAUUUUCUGGCGUAAAGAUGGUGGACCUUUACCUUUGAUGGCUCGAUACCAUUCAAGUGAACAUGGAUUGACCAUUGUCCAUAUCAAACGGGAAGAUCGUGGCAUGUACUCUUGUUGUGUUGCUAAUGAUCAUAAUUCAAUCUGUGACUGGUCAAGUUUAACUCUUGCCGAUGAUCCGCCCAAGCUUAUUGAGCUUUUCCAAGAAUCAAUUCUAAUCGAACCUGGUUCACGUCUUUCAUUAAAAUGCUCAGCUUCCGGUUCACCUUUACCUCAAAUAACUUGGACACUGGAUGGUUAUCCGAUUGGUGAACAGUUAAGAGUCCGAGUGGGUGAUUAUGUGACCACCGAGGGGACAGUUAAUAGUUUUGUAAAUAUAACCUCAAUUACGAUUGACGAGGGUGGUCUGUAUACGUGCCUUGCGACCAAUGGUAUUGGUUCAACUGCCACCCAUUCGGGUCGGGUCAAUGUUCUUGGUCGUCCUUCUGUAAAACCGAUGGGAAAUGUGACCAUUGUCGCUGGAUCAACGUUCACAAUCCCGUGUCCCUAUUCAGGUCAUCCAAUUGAGACCAUCUCAUGGUAUCGACGAGAUUCAAGGUUACCAGAAAAUCAUCGUCAUAUCGUCCUACCAAAUGGUACUCUUAUUAUCCGUGGAGUUGAAAGGUCACACGACCAGGGACUUUAUCGGUGUUUAGUGACCAACAAAGAGGGUGAAUCUGGUGCAUCAUCAGUGUUUAUUCAGGUCAUUGUAGCUCCAUUAAUAUCAAUCGACUCAGCGCCCAACAUUAGGGAGGGAAUGAGGAACAUGUUAACCUGUAAUGUACUUGAUGGUGAUCCACCUUUCACCUUUAUGUGGACCAAAGAUGGACAACCAAUUGACCAUCACAGUCAAAAUCAGAAUCUAAAUAUAUCAUCAAUCAAUGAAUACUCAUCAACCCUUUUCAUUUCAAAAGUUACAUUCAAGGAUAACGGUAACUACACUUGUAUCAUAUCAAAUUUAGCUGCUUCAGCUAAUGCAACAAUUAACAUGCUGGUAAAAGUUCCCCCAAAAUGGACUCUAGCACCAAGCGAUGCUGACGCUAUUGUCGGUGAUGAUGUUAUCUUGGAUUGUCAAGCCUCAGGGUAUCCACAGCCAAGAAUCUGGUGGGAGCACUCAAAUAGCCUUUCAUCAUCAUCUUCAUCGCCCUUACAUUAUCAACCAGUUAUAUCCAAUUCUCAUAUCCAUGCCCUUGAAAACGGAAGUCUAAUUAUCAAGGAAAUUAUCAAAUCCGAUGAAGGUUAUUAUCUUUGCCAGGCAACCAACGGAAUUGGUUCAGACAUUAGCAAAGUGAUCAAAAUCUCAGUUCAUGUUCCGCCCUAUUUUGAAUCUUCCUUUACAGCUCAACCCAUCAAGAAAGGAGAUUCCCUUGAAUUACCCUGUGAGCCUCAUGGUGAAAAACCGAUCACCUUAAGUUGGUCCAAAGAUCGAAUGCCAUUCGAUCCAGCAAAAGAAUCGAAUAGAUAUAAGAUAAUUGACUCGCCGGAAAAGGAAACGAGGUUUAUUCAAAUUCUUAAAAUUGAAUCAGCGGAUAGACGAGAUUCAGCCUUAUUCACUUGCACUGCAACCAAUAAUUAUGGAAAAGAUGAGCUCAAUAUUCAGGUCAUUUUACAAGAACCUCCUGAUCGACCGGACAAUGUGCGAGUUACUGAUAUCGAAAGUAGAUCUUCAAUCGUUCGCUGGUCAAUUCCGUAUUCUGGUAACAGUAUCAUUCUCUCAUUCACCUUGGAGUAUAAAAAGAAACCCGUUUCUUGGGAAUCGAAGGAAAUUCUUACUGAGACCAUUUUAGGUUCGAUCAAUUCGAUGAACCUUCGAAAUCUCGAGCCAACUACCAUCUACCAGCUUCGUAUGAAAAGUACAAAUGCCCUCGGGUCAAGUGAAUUUAGUGAUAUUAUUGAGUUUAAAACAGACGAAGAAACUCCAAGUUUACCACCGGAAGAUGUUAAAGUCUUUCCGGUUACAUCAAAAAUCCUCCAAGUAACAUGGAAACCAGUCCCUUACCAUGGUCAAAAUGGACCAAUCAAAGGCUAUUAUCUUGGUUAUCGAGUCCAUGGCUCAGGUGACCCAUACAUCUUUAAGACAAUCGCUUCAGAUGGUUCAAUAAACACCAUUGUUGGUGGACGGGGUGGAAAAGAUAAGACAAACGGUGACCAUCGAAAGGGAUUUGUGACCUUGGACAUUGAUGACGACGGUGAUCUGAUGAUUGAAAACUCAGAAAAUGAUCUAGAUGAAAGACAAUCAUCUUCCGGUUCUUCCCCUUCGUCUUCGUCCUCUUUACUAUUUCAUAGUGUUAAAAUUGAUAACCUACGAAGGUCAACCAAAUAUGCGGUCAUUGUCCAAGCAUUUAAUUCAAAAGGACCUGGACCCCAAUCGGAGGAGAUAAUUGCUGAAACAUUGAUCAACGAUCCACCUCCCGCUCCAAUACUGACCAUUGGUACUUUCACUUAUUCAUCAAUUGAAUUACAUUGGAGUUUCAAUGAAGAUUCAUUAAGCUCAACUAAAGAUUCAUCAACUUUAUCAUCUCAAUCUUCAGAUAUUCUGGUCAACGGUUAUUACAUUCAUUAUAAAAGCCACCGAUCCGACUGGUCAGAGAAACAAGUCUCAGGUCUAAUUAGGUCAAUUGUUAUGGACAAUUUAGAUUGUGGUACUUCCUAUCAGUUUUAUAUCAACGCUUACAACAAUUUAGGCAAAGGCGAUCCAAGCCAAGUGAUUGCAGGUAAAACUAAAGGCUCAGUUCCCGCUCCACCAAGUACGGAAUUGUUCAUUUCCACCAAUUCAACGACGGCAAAUCUAAAUUUGGCCUCGUGGAAAUCGUGGGGAUGUCCGAUAAGUCACUUCGAAAUUCAAUAUAAGGUUAAGCAUUUAUAUUCCGAUUGGAUUUUGGUCUCAAAUCAGAUCGACGGCGAUGACAAAUAUUCAUUACUAACUGACCUUAAACCGGCUACCUGGUAUUCAUUACUGGUCACUGCUCAUUCAGAUGCUGGACCGACUGACCGGGAAUAUAGUUUCGCAACUCUCACCGAUAACGGGGCGACAAUAUCGCCACUCGAUUCGAGCCGACCCUUAUAUCCAACCUUAAGUUUUAUGGUGCCAACAAGUUGUGCUGUGAUAGUGCUCAUUGUGAUAAUAGUUAUCUCCUUGUUGUUGAUAUUUAAAGGUCAUUCUCGAAGACCAAUGAUGGUCAGUUAUGAUGAAACGUGUGGGGUCACUUGUGGUGAGGGUCUUGGUGAACAGGUUACAUCGGGUCGAGAUGAAAGGUUAUUAUCAUGUGGGAAUAUCGUUGUUAAUGGUGGAGGAGUUGGUACUGGAGGUGGUGGUACAAAUGGUAAUUCAAAUGGUAUUUUAUUAACUGACCAUGGAGGUGGAAAAGAUCUGGGUGGUUCAUUAAUGGGCUCAGAGUUUUGUGAAACACCAAGUAAAUUAUAUUAUCCAUCCCCUUAUGCAACCAAUCAUGUUGACUAUUCAACAAUGUUGGCGACUGACACUCCAACACCCCCACCACCACCUCCUCCUCCUCCACCUCAACUCAACACUCAGGGCUUACAAUCAACCGGAACCUUAAAAUCAGCAGCAUCUCAACAACAACAUCCUCAUCUUAAUGUUCAUCUUCAUCCAUCAUCAACUUCAUCCUCAUCCUCAUCUUCAUCAGCUGUUAUCCACUCAAUUCACCAUCAACAUCAACAUCAACUUCACCCUCAUCAUCAACAUCAACAUCAUCACCAUCAUCAACUUGAUUCAAAUGAGGUGACCUUUCACCCACUAACAGUUAAUCAAUUAACCAAAAAUUAUCCUUAUUCUAAUUAUAAUCUACCCUUACCACCCAAAUGGGUUUAAAAGCUAAACAAUUAACUGUUAGAAUGGAAAAAGAGAGAAAAAUCUCCACAACAAUUAACUAAUUGUUAUCUUUAUUUUUCUUUUCUUCUUCUUCUUCUUCCAGAGAACCAGUUCUUUCAAAGGCCGAAAAAACAUUUACCAAGUUGCUCGAACUUUAUUGUAACAAUUAACUUGGACAAUUAAGAGACACACAAUCGAUAAAUCAACAAAUUCAACUUUUAAUUUGUUGUUAAAUUAAAACUUUCGAGCUUAAAUCCAAAUUAAUCAACCAAAAGUUAAUCCAUAUCCGAAUCUUAAUUAACUCAACCUGGUGAUACAGUUCCUAAUGUAAUUAACUAAUUGUUUAUCCUGAUGGUGUUGAUUAUGGUGACAAUUUGUAUUAUCAAAAUUAUCCAAUGUCUUCCUAAUGUAAUAAUUUUUAAUUUGCAAACUUGUUACAACAAUUAACUUUGACUGCUCAUUAAUAGUUUACAAUUAAAUAUGAAAUUGAUUGUUGCUGAUUAAUCAAAAUUCAUUUUGAUCGGAUUAAUUUUCCCUUUUUUUAUAAAUAUAUUAUUGAUAUUUGAAAAUUUGUUAAUUGUUUGAAGGAAAAAUUAAUUGUAAUCAAAUCCAACAAAUUAAUUUGUCAUUUUGUAUUUGCUAACAAUUAAAACAAAUUGUAAUUAGUUACAACGAUGAUG
Messenger RNA from Panonychus citri (citrus red mite), 6166 nucleotides. Its product is annotated as cell adhesion molecule DSCAM-like. Gene Ontology annotation, cellular component: plasma membrane; axon. Bases 318 to 5486 code for a protein of 1722 amino acids. The transcript is spliced from 12 exons. Gene Ontology annotation, molecular function: cell-cell adhesion mediator activity. Gene Ontology annotation, biological process: dendrite self-avoidance; axon guidance; homophilic cell-cell adhesion. The record is from RefSeq and is a predicted model, not a curated record. NCBI's taxonomy places the organism in Eukaryota, Metazoa, Arthropoda, Arachnida, Trombidiformes, Tetranychidae.